Cydia amplana is the source of this 1445-nucleotide messenger RNA. Its product is annotated as transmembrane protein 198. The record is from RefSeq and is a predicted model, not a curated record. The transcript has 9 exons. The coding region runs from base 68 to 1132 and encodes 354 amino acids. Gene Ontology annotation, cellular component: plasma membrane. NCBI's taxonomy places the organism in Eukaryota, Metazoa, Arthropoda, Insecta, Lepidoptera, Tortricidae.
AUGGUUUUUUCCAGAUAGAAGUUGCUGCAUGGCCAAGAAAGUAGAACAGUAAAUCUAUAAAUCCGCGAUGUCAUCAUCUGUGGGCCAGCUGGUGCCGCAGUCCACCCGGGCACCGCCAAACAUGACCAUCAAAUUCAGCGGGCCACACAUUGAGGGCUCUUUCUGCACCUCCAUUGAUUACAACUAUGACCCCAUCAUAAGCGUCAUUUGUGCUAUGUAUAUCGUGUUUGGGAUUGUUUACACAUUAUUUGGUUAUCGAUGUUUUAAAGCCAGCAUGUUUCUGACGGGAUUCACUUUUGGUUCGACAAUAGUGUAUUUGAUAUGUCUCCAGGAUCACCUAAUGCCGCCAUACGGGAAUGUUUGUGUGGCAUUGUGCGCCGGGCUGUUAUUUGGCCUCAUCACCAUGCUGAUACAGUACGUGGGCCUGUUCAUGACGGGCUUCCACACGGGACUACUGCUGGCACUUGCGGGACUUGCCAUCUACGACCAUUUUCUGGACAAUAGGCCUACUACGUAUUGGCUUUGCGUCGUGGCGUUGCUCGGUUCCGGCAUAUUCUUCGCGGUCAUCAAUUUGUACUGGAAAAGAGUUGUGACUAUUUUCGGCACAGCGGUGUACGGCGGCGCGGUGAUCGCCACGGCGCUGGACUACUUCCUCGAGAGGAUGAUGAUGCUCAAGUGGCUAUGGGAGCGCGCGAAGCUGGAGCCGGUGGUGGCGCCGCCGUGCCGCCUGUCGUGGCUGGCGCUCGCGGCCUGGCCGGCGGCCGCGCUGCUCGGCCUGUUCGCGCAGGCCGCGCUCACCGCCUCCGGGAUCUACCAUGAGCAGAGUAUAGGAGCGCAGAAGCGGCGGCUGAAGGCGCAGCAGACGCGGCCGGUGACGCGCGAGCAGCGCGCCGAGAUGAAACAACGCAAAUACCGCUACCUGUACCAGGUGCGCACUGCGCACGGUGACGUCAUAUCCCAGUCGUACGUGCAAGCGCUGCAGAAGAAGGCUCAGUGUGGGAACUGGAGCGGCGGCGGCGAGUGCAGCACGCUGCAGAGCGACUCCACGCACCUCACCGUGUUGGCGCCGUCCGACCACGCGCCGCCCACCGAUUCGGAGGACGACCUCAACCAGAUCCGGCCCGCUCACUAGCCGACGAACGCUGAUGGCAAGCGCACGAGCGAGGUGAGCAAUAAUUUCCCAUUCUAUGUAUCCAGUAUUAUUGUGAAGCACUCAUAUUUAUUAGUGGUUAUAAUUACUAAUCGUAUUUGUAUUUAAUGUGACUUUAUUAUUGUAUUAUCAUAAUCAAUUACAAUUGACAUGUAUAAGUCAAGGUCAAGGUUCAAGAUAUUUUGACUUUGAUAAUAAAAUUGUAUACCUGUUUUAACAAUAUACAUACAGUUCGCUGACCUGACACUGCCAUAGUUUUAUGAUCAGUACGAAAAUAAAAUCAAUGCAACGCAGU